Pipra filicauda (Wire-tailed manakin) is the source of this 2739-nucleotide messenger RNA. RefSeq names its product myosin regulatory light chain interacting protein (gene MYLIP). The coding region runs from base 116 to 1453 and encodes 445 amino acids. Gene Ontology annotation, biological process: ubiquitin-dependent protein catabolic process. Gene Ontology annotation, cellular component: cytoskeleton. Gene Ontology annotation, molecular function: ubiquitin-protein transferase activity; cytoskeletal protein binding. The record is from RefSeq and is a predicted model, not a curated record. The transcript has 7 exons. Lineage: Eukaryota; Metazoa; Chordata; Aves; Passeriformes; Pipridae.
UUGGCGGGCGUGGGCGGCGGCUGGGACGCGAGCGGGGCUCAGCCCGGAGCGACAGCGACGGCAGCGGCCGCUCCUCCGGUGUCCGUGGCAGCGGCGGCUCUGACUGUCCCCAGCCAUGCUGUGCUAUGUGACCAGGCCGGACGCGGUGGUGAUGGAGGUGGAAGUGGAGGCGAAAGCCAACGGCGAGGACUGCCUCAACCAGGUUUGCAGAAGGUUGGGGAUUAUAGAAGUUGAUUAUUUUGGACUGCAGUUCACUGGCAGCAAAGGGGAGAAUCUAUGGCUGAAUCUGAGGAACAGGAUCUCCCAGCAGAUGGAUGGUUUAGCCCCUUAUCGAUUGAAAUUGAGAGUCAAGUUUUUUGUUGAGCCACAUCUUAUUUUACAGGAACAGACAAGGCAUAUGUUUUUCUUGCAUAUAAAAGAAGAUCUUCUCUCUGGUAAUCUUCAGUGUUCUUCAGAGCAUGCAAUUGAACUUAGUGCUUUGUUGGCACAGAUGAAGUUUGGAGAUUAUAACCAGAACACUGCCAAGUACAAUUAUGAAGAGUUGUGUGCAAAAGAGCUCACCACUACCAUUUUGGAGAGCAUUAUUGCAAAGCACAAAGAGCUAGAAGGUCUAAGUCAAGCAUCUGCUGAAUACCAGAUUCUACAGAUUGUUACAACACUGGAGAACUAUGGGGUCGAAUGGCACUCAGUGAGAGAUAGUGAAGGGCAAAAACUGCUUAUUGGUGUUGGACCUGAAGGCAUAUCCAUCUGUAAAGAUGACUUAAGUCCAAUCAACAGGAUUGCUUAUCCUGUUGUUCAAAUGGCAACUCAGUCUGGGAAGAAUGUAUAUCUGACUGUUACCAAGGAGUCUGGUAAUAGUGUAGUUCUCUUGUUUAAGAUGAUCAGUACAAGAGCAGCAAGUGGGCUCUACAGAGCAAUUACAGAGACACAUGCAUUUUACAGGUGUGACACUGUCACCAGUGCUGUCAUGAUGCAGUAUAGUCGAGACUUAAAGGGUCACCUAGCAUCUCUGUUUCUGAAUGAAAACAUUAAUCUUGGUAAAAAGUACGUCUUUGACAUUAAAAGAACAUCAAAAGAAGUUUAUGAUCAUGCAAGGCGAGCUCUUUAUAAUGCUGGCAUUGUGGAUCUUGUUUCAAGAAGUGACCAAACCCCACCAAGUUCCCCCCUUAAGUCUUCAGAAAGCAGCAUGAACUGUGACAACUGUGAGGGUCUCAGCUGCCAACAAACAAAAGCCCUGCAAGAGAAGCUGCGGAAGCUGAAGGAGUCCAUGCUUUGUAUGGUAUGUUGUGAAGAGGAGAUCAAUUCAACCUUUUGUCCCUGUGGCCACACAGUUUGCUGCAAGUCCUGUGCUUCCCAGUUACAGUCAUGUCCUGUUUGCAGAUCCCAUGUAGAGCAUGUCCAGCAUGUGUACUUGCCAACCCACACCAGUCUUCUCAAUCUGACUGUGAUAUGAUCUACGUAUACACUUUAAACCCAUCAUGUACUCUUUAAACUGCACUAAUACGAAAUGCAACCAUUGAUUGUGAAGAAGGCAAUCACUGGCACCUAUCCAUGAUCAAAAGCAAAAAUACUACAUUUUUUAACAUAAACAUUCUUCGUUCAGCAUGUCCAAAAUGCUUUGGGACAUCUUCUGAGAGCAGAAGUAUAAUUGAUUCACCUUACUUAAAAGGAGAAUGAUGCAUAAGUUUGUAGCACGGCAGUGUUGCCACAAAGAUAGGUAACCCUGGAGAAAUGUGGUGUACACAUACAGAUGUACCCAGUGAAAGCAAUGCAGCCUUUUCUUUUACAUGCUCUAAAUCCUUUUAGUCACACCGUUUGUUUUGAUAGUAAGACUAGCUUUUACAAAUACCAGUUUAGUAUGGCUCAUAGCUUCAGCUUUUAGUAAACUGCUUUAAAGAGGAGAGAACUUUUUUAAAAAGUCAGUUCUUAAACUGAAGUUAUAGGGCUUCAUCAAGUAGCUGUGUUUAACUCAGAAUUCUAUUAAAUAGAAAACAAUUCUGAGAAAAUAGCUUUGGAAAGGUGGGGCAAGUUUGUUAAUCUGCAAGUCUUGAGGGUGGAUCAGGAAAGUUUUGUGGUUGGCAGCAUCACGUGGAAGCACUGUUGUGGGACUUCAUUCACAGCUCUCAGUGAGCAGGGUACUCCCAGGUUUCCCACAUCCAGUUUAGCUGGUGGUCUCAGGAGCUUCAGUCAGCUGCCCUUCAAGUUGGCUUUAUUUUUGGAGACUGAUUUUAAACUAUGUACCAUUAAUUUUUAAAAUAAGGGUUGUGUAUAAUUUUAAAUGCUUUCUUCAGUUAGCAUCUUUAUGGGAUAGGUCAUUUUCUGCUAAAAUGUUUUUAAUUUCCACCCCCCUACUUGGGCAUUUUGGGCUCUGGUUUCCUAGUGUCUUCUCCAGGGUACAGAGGGAACUGGAGACCAUGUUUGGGUGCAAUACUGGCUUAAUCAAAGCUAGAAAACUACACUGUCACUUUACUGAAAUUUUCUGACUAUACUUUUCAUAUUGCCUUAAUGUAGCAGUAACGUGUGUUUAUGCAUCUGUUUCUUUGCACAGACAUUUUGUCAAAAUAUUAAAACUCUACUUUUUUAUGACACAUUAGCAUAUAAACCUUACUCUAAGAGGGUAUUUAUUUUUUCACUUUGUAAAGAAAAUUUUGUUUCCUCAUGAAGCAAGAGCUUUGUCCUAUAUCGUAGGCAGCUUCUGUCUUUUUUAUAUUCAGAUUAAUAAAGGACUAUAAAAAUCUA